Pseudomassariella vexata is the source of this 1956-nucleotide messenger RNA. RefSeq lists its product as uncharacterized. Bases 1 to 1956 code for a protein of 651 amino acids. The record is from RefSeq and is a predicted model, not a curated record. Lineage: Eukaryota; Fungi; Ascomycota; Sordariomycetes; Amphisphaeriales; Pseudomassariaceae. Gene Ontology annotation, biological process: carbohydrate metabolic process. The transcript has a single exon.
AUGAUUACCUCAAUUAAGCUAAACCAGGUUCAGUUGUUUGGGCUCCUGUGCAUAUUUGCGCUGCCAAUCCAUGGCGGCGCCAGCGGCUCGAAAUCGUUGACUGGAAAGGAAUGCCCCGUCUUUUUCAAGGGUCCGCAGACAUGCGAUCCCAUAGCACCUAGAAGCUUUCUUCCGGCUGCUAUGUCGAAGAAGAUGAGUACGGUUGGCACAGCUCGCGAGCCGGACCUCGACGUUCUUACCGAGGUCCUCGAAUCUAUCGAUGUGAUGCAAAAGGAGUACUUCGCCGCAUGGCUAGGCACAUGGCCGGAAUCGAUAGAUUGGACCGGUGCUGUCAUGGGCACCCACGUCUCGGGGUCGCUGCGAACUUUUUCGGAGUCCCUGUUGUUGAUGAAGUCCAACGUGGGAGGUGGUGUUGAGGACUGGAAAGUCAAGGAAAACCUAAUCGAGGACUACUUCUCUCAAGUUGUGGCCUACUACUUUGGAGAGGACGCCUUUGCAAUUAGGAACGAAGCUUAUGAUGAUAUCCUCUGGGUGGUGCUCGGCUGGAUUGAGGCAAUUAAGUUCAUCAAUACGCACACGAGCUUGCACUAUAAGCUGCAGGCCCAGCAUGGCACGGCAGAAACGGAGACGAUCAACGGCGGGAUGGGUGAUAUGCUCGGAAAUAGAACUUGGCACGGAAAUCUGUGGACCUCGGCUUUCUCCCAUCGAGCGCACAUCUUUUGGGAUUUGGCAACGCAUGGCUGGGACACGGAACUCUGCGGCGGUGGCAUGAACUGGAACCCGCGGCUGCAGCCGUACAAGAACGCCAUAACCAACGAGCUCUUCAUCGCCGCCUCGAUCUCGAUGUAUCUGCAUUUCCCCGGCGACGAUAAUGCAUCUCCUUUCUUCAAGAACCGAGACACAAUGAACCCCGAGGACCCAGACAUCACCAAUUACCUCGGGCCCAGGGACCCCAAGUUCUUGAAAGCAGCUAUGGAUGGGUAUAAGUGGCUCGUCGGUUCUAACAUGACCGACUCACAAGGACUGUUUACAGACGGCUUUCACAUCAGCGGAUACAACGACCCCACCAACAACAACACGCUCUGCGACCAGCGUAACAACAUGGUCAUUAGCUACAAUCAGGGUGUUAUCCUGACGGGCCAACGAGGGCUCUUCGAAGCCACUGGGGCCUCUUCAUAUCUCACAGAGGGACACCAGCUCAUCCAAAACGUCAUCAACGCAUCCGGCUACGACCUCGUCCAUGAUCAACCGGUUGAAGACCUAUCAUCACUGGCUACAGACGCACUCCCCACUUGGUACGGUCUGGGUCGCGGUGGCAUCAUGGAAGACCGAUGCGACGCCAGCGGAACUUGCAGUCAAGACGGUCAAACCUUCAAAGGCAUAUUCUUCCACCAUCUCGUCGCCUUUUGCGAAGCUCUUGCCAUGCCUCCCCCUGAUUCUGUCAUCAACGUGACUACCCGGGCUUUCGAGGCGAUUACUUCAUAUCAUGCCGAAGCUUGCAAGUCGUACAGCGGCUGGCUGAAGCUUAACGCAAAGGCAGCUGUGGGAACUCGCGACGCAGACGGCAAGUUCGGUGUCUGGUGGACGGCCGGUCUACUCACGAGCAACUUCACGGGGGCGUGGCCCACCAUGGCGGAUGAUGGCGUUGAUCGUCAGGAUUCUGGGGUGGAUUACAGGAACUACGGUGUGCCGUUUGACACGGAUUGGCAACUCGCGUCUGGUAUUGUUAUGGACCCCAAGCCGAAACUGCCGACUGGCGUGCCGGUUGUCGUCGACUCGGAAGUGAAGCAAAAGCCCAUCAGCAAGCCGAGGGAACAUUUGCCUAUGGGGGAAUUGCGGAAGCGCGAGGAUGCAUCGAAAGAUCCGAAUCGAAGGGGACGAGGACGCACGAUCGAGACGCAGGGGAGUGGAUUGGCGUUGAUGAGGGCGUAUUGGAAAAUUGCGCAGGCGCCGUAA